AGCCCCGCCCACCGGUGAUGCUGCUGCUGGCCGUCAACCGGACAGUCAAAUAUAAUAAUUUGUGGUCCACUGCGGCUUGAGUGAUAUUACAUUCUUAUAAACUAGCAUCCGUUUUCUAUCCGCAUUCGACAGUUUGUUCCUCUCCUGCAGACGUUUUUGCGCAAUCACCCCUUCCGCUUUUGAGGCAGUCGGAGCUUUUGAAGCGCUCCAGCAACAUAAGAACGAAUCGAAAGGUUACAGUAACAGAGCUGAAGGACUAUCGCGUAAAACCACCGGCAACGGCUCGGAAAGCGCGUAGAUAUAGAUUGCCAUGACAGACUGUGGCGGGGAUGCGAAGCUGGAGGUGAAACAGGCCAGCAAAGAGUUUAAAGAGAGCGAAAACGUUGCAGAGAAAUACUCCGCGAUGACAGGCACGAAGAACAGCGACGUGAACAUGAACGUCGGCGAGCUGUCCGCCGCAUUCACUGCGGUCCCGACCCACAAAUCCAUGAAAAAGCAGAUUCAGUUUGCCAACCAAGAGGAAAAACAGGAGUUCAGCAAGUUCCCUACAAAGACCGGCCGUCGCUCCCUGUCCCGCUCCAUCUCUCAGUCCUCCACAGACAGCUACAGCUCAGCGGCCUCAUACACUGACAGUUCGGAUGAUGAGACGUCUCCUCGUGAGAAAAGCCAGGUCAACUCAAAGGGCAGCAGCGACUUCUGCGUCAAGAACAUCAAGCAGGCCGAGUUUGGACGGCGGGAGAUCGAGAUCGCUGAGCAAGAUAUGUCUGCGCUUAUUUCCCUGCGGAAGCGAGCUCAGGGGGAGAAACCCCUUGCUGGGGCUAAAGUGGUUGGAUGCACUCACAUCACUGCACAGACAGCAGUCCUGAUCGAGACACUUGUGGCACUGGGUGCUCAGUGUCGCUGGACUGCCUGUAACAUUUACUCCACUCAGAAUGAAGUGGCCGCAGCUUUGGCAGAGAGCGGUGUUUCGGUUUUUGCCUGGAAAGGUGAAUCAGAAGAUGACUUCUGGUGGUGCAUUGAUCGCUGUGUCAACAUGGAAGGCUGGCAGGCAAAUAUGAUCCUAGAUGAUGGGGGCGAUCUGACCCACUGGGUGUAUAAGAAGUAUCCAAGUGUCUUUAAGAAAGUACGUGGGAUCGUGGAGGAGAGCGUUACAGGUGUACACAGGCUGUACCAACUCUCCAAAGCUGGUAAGCUUUGCGUCCCCGCUAUGAAUGUCAAUGAUUCUGUCACUAAGCAGAAGUUUGAUAAUCUGUACUGCUGCAGGGAGUCCAUCUUGGAUGGUCUGAAGAGAACGACAGAUGUGAUGUUUGGUGGGAAGCAGGUGGUGGUUUGUGGUUAUGGAGAGGUGGGAAAAGGUUGUUGUUCAGCUCUGAAAGCGCUUGGAGCCAUUGUGUGUGUGACAGAGAUUGACCCUAUUUGUGCUCUUCAAGCUUGUAUGGACGGCUUCAAAGUGGUGAAGCUAAAUGAGGUGGUUCGCCAAAUGGACAUGGUUAUCACCUGCACGGGGAACAAAAAUGUUGUGACCAGGGAGCACUUGGAUCGAAUGAAGAUCGGCUGUAUUGUCUGUAACAUGGGCCAUUCCAACACUGAGAUUGAUGUGGCGAGUCUGAGGACUCCAGAGCUCACCUGGGAAAGGGUGCGCUCACAGGUCGACCACGUCAUCUGGCCUGACGGGAAACGAGUGAUUUUACUGGCAGAGGGCCGGCUCUUGAACCUGAGCUGCUCAACAGUCCCCUCAUUUGUGCUAUCAAUCACAGCCACAACCCAGGCUUUGGCCCUGAUAGAGCUGUAUAAUGCACCAGAAGGUCGCUACAAACAGGAUGUCUACCUGCUUCCCAAGAAGAUGGAUGAAUAUGUGGCCAGCUUGCACCUACCCAAUUUCGAUGCUCAUCUUACAGAGCUGUCAGAUGAACAGGCCAAAUAUAUGGGCCUGAAUAAGAACGGACCCUUUAAACCAAAUUACUACAGGUACUAGUGUGACUGGAUGGAUUCAGCCUUCAUCAAAGAUGGAGAGACCUGCAUUAACCAGUGAAGCAAGAGAUUU
Messenger RNA from Sinocyclocheilus rhinocerous, 2044 nucleotides. RefSeq names its product adenosylhomocysteinase 2. The record is from RefSeq and is a predicted model, not a curated record. The transcript has 17 exons. NCBI's taxonomy places the organism in Eukaryota, Metazoa, Chordata, Actinopteri, Cypriniformes, Cyprinidae. Gene Ontology annotation, cellular component: cytosol. Gene Ontology annotation, biological process: L-methionine cycle. The coding region runs from base 311 to 1975 and encodes 554 amino acids.